Molecule: messenger RNA, 993 nt
Organism: Dioszegia hungarica
Lineage: Eukaryota; Fungi; Basidiomycota; Tremellomycetes; Tremellales; Bulleribasidiaceae
Exons: 1
Coding region: 1-993 (330 amino acids)
Source: RefSeq, a predicted model, not a curated record
AUGUCCCGUCAGGCUGCGAGAGCCGCAGUCAGCUCCUUCGUCCCCCAUAAAUUCGCCUCAAUCCCUAUCGUCCUUGCGCCUUCUCUCCGGCCUCGACCUGCUCGGACACCUUGUCUGCCCUUCUUUCGGGAUCCCGCACAUACUGUGCCCACAAGGAGACUGUAUCGGGACCUUCUGAGGGCGACGUAUCGGUUUCCCGUCCCUCCAUCAAGCGGCGAUCAAUUUGCGCCUCAGGCAGCACUCGCAGCCGGUGCAUCAGCCGAUAUGGCCCCCGCAACAGAAGGCAGAGGUCUGGUCGGCACGAGGCUGAGAGUCAUCCGGGACUGGCACCGCCGAAGAGGCUGGACCAGUCCCUCCCAGACCCAGACCUUCCUCUCUUCGCAAUCUGCCCUCCUCACCUUACUCCACAACACCACCCCUACCUCCCCCUCAUACCCCUCCAUCCUGUCCACUGAUUUUGCACACCAUCUCAGCCACACCCGCCGACUCGCACGACUCUCCCAUGCCGCCUCUGCCCGGCAGGCGGCCCUCUCCCGCCCUCCACACCUCACAGGCGGUUUCCUCCGUCCAUCUAUCUUCAACCCCCCUCUCCCGCGCCUCCGCCCCCAGCCCCUCGGACUCAGCAUGAUGAUCCACCGCCGCCUUCGCGCGCGGGAGCGGCGCCAGGCCAAGCGGCUCGAAUGGGCGCAGUACGCGAGGGAUAUGUCGGCCGAGGUGGCGAUGUGGAGGGACCUCGGACUGGAGGAGCGGAGAGGGGGGAAGGAGGGGUAUUGGGUGGGCAGCGGGUGGAUUGUGGGAAUGAGGGAGAUGUUGAGGAUUGUGGAUGAGGGGUGGGAGGGGGAGAACAAGCGCAAGGAUAGGAUGUAUUCGGAGGGGAUGGUGAGGAGGGUAAAGAGGGCCAAGGCAAGGAGGGAGGGGUGGCAGAGAGAUCAGGCGGAGGCGAGGCGGGUGAGCGCAGAGGAGGGGGAGGUGUCCGAUAGGGAGCGUACAUGA